AUGGCCGAGGUUGUGAUUCUCAUGGCAGUGGCAAAGAUCGGUGUAGCUCUGGGGAAUGAAGCAAUGAACCAGGCUACUUUACAGUUCUAUAACUUUAUAACACAGCUAACAGAGCUUCAAGGAAGCAUGGGUCGCAUCAGAAGGGAGCUCAGGUUGAUGCAUGAAUAUCUUUGCCGAAUGGACAUACGGAAUCGCAACAAUCAGACAUAUGAAAUCUGGGUGGAGGAGGUGAGAAUACUUGUUCAUGGGAUUGAGGACAUUGUGGAUGAGUAUUUGCAUCUUGUUGGUCAGAAACAUGACAGUGGAUGGAGUGCCUAUCUGAAGAAAGGAUUCAAACAACCAAAUGUUUUAUUCUCUUUAAACAGGGUAGCUUCUUUGGUUAAGGAAGCGGAGGACAAUCUUGUGCACCUGUUCCAGGCUAAAGAUCGAUGGGUGUCAAUGGUAGAUAGUGGGUAUAUGAAUGACUCAAGUUACAUUGUUGAGAGGUCUCAGCAUCUAGCAAGCACUUCACGUUCCCUUGCUGAAGAAGAUCUCGUGGAGGUUGAUGGAAACAGAAAAAAGCUUGAGCAGUGGUUGGCAGGUGAUGAGUUGGAACGCUCUGUGGUAGUGCUGCAUGGUAUGGGAGGGCUUGGUAAAACAACUUUGGCUGCAAAUGUCUACAGGAAGGAAACAGAAAAUUUUGAUUGCCAUUGUUGGGUCUCUGUCUCUCAAACUUAUUCCAGAGAAGAUGUUUUAAAAAAAUUAAUCAAGGAGCUUUUCAAAGACAAAGCCAUUGUUCCAUCUAAUAUUGAGACCAUGGACAUCAUAAGCCUUGAAGAGGCACUGAAGAAUUUUUUAGAGCAGCGUAAGUAUUUGAUCAUGCUGGAUGAUGUUUGGACUCCUGAAGCAUUUCAUGAUCUUUCUGGGGUGGUUAUUCGUAACAAGAAGGGCAGCAGAGUUGUAAUCACAACCAGGGAAGGCAAUGUUGCUCGACUUGCUUCUCAAGGACAGGUCUUAACACUAAAACCUCUAUCAAAGGAUGGAUCAUGGCAACUCUUCUGUAAGACAGCUUUCCCCAGAGAUACAAAAUGUGAGUGUCCCACAGAACUGACAGAAUUAGCACAUGAAGUGGUUGACAAGUGUAAAGGCAUACCCCUCGCAAUUGUCUCUAUUGGCAAGCUCCUCUUUGUACGUGACAAGACCAAAGAGGAACUGAAGCGAAUACAUGACCAGCUCGACUGGGAGCUAGUUAACAAUCCAAGCUUGGAACAUGUCAGGAAUAUCCUUUAUUUGAGUUACUUGUACCUUCCGACAUACUUGAAAAGUUGCUUUCUGUACUGCAGCUUGUUCCCAGAGGACUAUCUUUUCAAAAGGAAAAAGCUGAUACGAUUGUGGGUAGCAGAGGGCUUCGUCAAGGGAAGGGGUGAAAGCACAAUGGAGGAAGUGGCUGAAGGUUAUCUAGAAGAGUUGGUUCACAGAAAUAUGCUUCAAGUUGAUACAAGAAACCCAUUUGGUAGGAUAAAAUCAUUCAGGAUGCAUGAUAUUGUACGUGAGUUGGCAGUAGAUUUGUGUCGCCGGGAAUGCUUUGGUGUUGUUUAUGAGGAGGAUAAAUAUAUGGAAUCUCUUGAUGAGAUGGAUGCACGUCGACUGGUAAUACACAAAAUGAAGAAGGAUAUUUAUCAGUCAGUAUCAGGUGUACACCGUCUCCGCUCUGUUAUCGCAUUGGACAUCAAUAUUCCAUCCACUUUACUGCCUCUAAUAGCAAUGAAGUCCAGAUAUAUGUCGGUGCUGGAGUUAAGUGGCCUACCCAUUGAGAAAGUUCCAGAUGGUAUUGGAGAUCUUUUCAAUCUCCGCUAUUUGGGUCUGCGUGGUUCAAAAGUGAAGCUCCUUCCCAGGUCUAUUGAGAAACUUUCAAGUUUGUUGACACUGGACCUUUCAGGGUCUGGCAUGAAGGAGCUGCCUAGAGGCAUUGGUAAACUAAAAAAGCUUAGGCAGUUAUUCACUGACAAAGCUAGUGAUCGAUUUAGGAGAGAUUUCCGAUGCGGCAGUGGUGUAUGCAUCCCCAAGGGCCUUGAGAACCUGACAAGUCUGCAGACACUAGUAUCAUUGGAAGCGCAGGAUGAGUCCGUUAGACAGUUGGGGGAGCUGAGGCAGCUGAGAAGCUUGGAGAUAUGGAAUGUGAAAGGAACCUACUGUGGACAUAUAUCUGCUUCUCUAGCCGGGAUGCGACACCUUUCCUACCUACAUGUGAAUGCAAGCGAAGACAAUGAGGUUCUCCGGUUGAGUGGUCUACCCCCAAACCUGCAAAGGAUUAGCUUGACUGGCCGAUUAGCGGAAGGCACAUUGGUAGAGUCUCCUCUGUUCCAAACUGCGGGGCGGAACCUGUAUUCACUGUCUCUAUCUUGGUCCCAGAUGAUACAAGACCCCUUACCAUCCCUUUCUCGAUUGUCAAAUUUGUCAGACCUGAUGCUCACCAGGGCGUACAGAGGAAAGCAGAUGACAUUUCUUGCCGGGUGGUUCCCCAAGCUAAAAACCCUGAGACUGAGAGACCUGCCAAAUCUGGAGGUUCUAGAGAUGAAGGAAGGUGCCGUUGUGAGCCUCGAAAUAUUAACACUAGUCAACCUUGAAGGCAUGGUGGAGGUCCCACCUGGCAUAGAGUUUCUCGCGCAUGUAAAGCAUAUUUCGUUCCGGGAAAUCACCAGCGAGUUUUUGACUUCGCUGCGACAAUGUCCUAGAACUCAAGGGAUGCAGUGGCGGCAUACUCUCAGGUCGAUUUGGUGCUCGGGCUCAUCUGCACCUGAAAUCUGA
Messenger RNA from Triticum turgidum subsp. durum (durum wheat), 2787 nucleotides. The record is from the annotation of a GenBank genome assembly. Lineage: Eukaryota; Viridiplantae; Streptophyta; Magnoliopsida; Poales; Poaceae.